Owenia fusiformis is the source of this 1339-nucleotide messenger RNA. The record is from the annotation of a GenBank genome assembly. NCBI's taxonomy places the organism in Eukaryota, Metazoa, Annelida, Polychaeta, Sabellida, Oweniidae.
UGAAAACCUUUCAUCGGCGACGGGAAUAACCAAUUUAAAUAUACGCUAUUUUAUCAUUUCUAAUUGACUAAUUGGAACAAAAUGAUGCACAACAAAGUAAAAUUUAAAUUAUUUUUAAAUCAUUCAAAAUAUAAAUGUGAUUGAUAAAUCAAUUAAUCGGUUAUUGGUCGAUUAAAAACACUGGGAAUAUUUGUGUGAGCGGUCCCCAAUUUUCAGAAUGAUCAGCUCCCCAAGUCUAUUCAGGGGGAGUGAAUAGAACAGCCAAUUCCAGAAUCCGGCUGCACGUUUUGUCAAUCUAAGGAAAUCUACAUCAUUUGAUCAAGCUGAAAUCAUUUAAUCGUCUAAGACCAAUAAAAGACACAAAUAAUGGCAUCAACAACUCAAAUAACAAUAAGAAUGCGAAGGUGAUGAGCACAAGUCUCAAAAGGAUUCAGAAAGAACUGGCAGAUAUUACCUUGGACCCUCCACCAAACUGCAGUGCUGGACCCAAAAACGACAAUUUAUUUGAAUGGGCGUCGACCAUCCUUGGGCCCCCAGGUUCAUGCUAUGAGGGUGGAGUAUUCUUCCUUGAUAUUCAUUUCUCCCCUGAGUAUCCAUUCAAGCCACCAAAGGUGACGUUCAGAACGCGUAUCUACCAUUGUAACAUCAACAGUCAAGGCGUCAUCUGCUUGGAUAUUUUAAAGGACAACUGGUCACCUGCACUGACCAUCUCCAAAGUGCUCCUCUCUAUAUGUUCCAUGCUCACUGACUGUAACCCUGCAGACCCCUUAGUGGGCAGUAUCGCUACCCAAUAUAUAAACAACAGGCCUGAACAUGAUCGUAUUGCUAAGCAUUGGACCAAACGUUUCGCAACUGGCUUAUAGCAUUAUAACAAGAGACAUCUAUUCAUGAAGGAUAUAUUUAUUUUGCCAUAGAGCGGUGCAUGUAUGACAUUAUACCAUCUUAACAGAGUACUUAUGAACUACUAGUGGAAGCUUAAGCGAAAACUACUAGAUAAAUCUACACAGAUGAAAGCUAUGAAUUGUUUAUGGAUGUUAAACUGCGUACAUAUAACAGCAGCCAUAUAUCAUUUUCAAGCAUGGUGAACUAAUAGAGAGUCAAAGUCAUCGAUUAUCAAUGGAAUAGCAACAGGGAGUAUAAAUAAUAUCACAGAUCAAUAGUGUAUUAUCACGGAUCAGUGAUGUUGUGUCACAAAGCACUGUUGUGUCAAAGAACAAAAUGAUCAUGUCACAGAACACUGAAACAGUGUCAUCAAUCGAUUCAGUUUACAGAUGAAGAGAUUCUUGAUUUGGACGAGUGGACACUUGAGAACCUUGGAAAAUAUUUUAUUGUCUAUGAA